AUGGUUCAAAUUUCAGCACUUCCCAUUGUUUUUCCCCGCAAUUUUCUCGACCGCGCCACGUCGCCCCCUGCGCGGCCACACCAUAAAACCCCGCUAUUCCCCUCCAACCUCCACUCGGCACUCGACCACUCUCCCCUGCCCUCCCCUGCCCUGCCUACCUACUCCUCCACCACCACCGCCGCGGCCAUGGACGACAUCGCCGAGCCCGGCUCCCCGACCUCCCCAACGGCCACCUCUUCCUCGUCUUCAUCGUCGUCUUCUUCCUCGGUCGCCGCGAACAAGCGCCCGCGCAAGGACAGCCGGCACCCGACCUACCACGGCGUACGCAUGCGGAGCUGGGGCAAGUGGGUGUCCGAGAUCAGGGAGCCCCGCAAGAAGUCCCGCAUCUGGCUCGGCACCUUCGCCACCGCGGAGAUGGCCGCGCGGGCCCACGACGUGGCGACUCUCGCCAUCAAGGGCCGCGCCGCGCACCUCAACUUCCCGGACCUCGCCCACCUGCUGCCCCGCCCGGCCAGCGCCGCGCCCAAGGACGUCCAGGCGGCCGCCAUACUCGCCGCCUCCGCCGACUUCCCCUGCGGCGCCAGUGCCAAUGCCAAGAGCCCCGACAGCGGCUCCGAUGCCAGCGCAGCCUCGCCGCCGCCGCCGCCUCCGCCGCACGCCGAGCUGGUCCCGGACCCAGAAGACGCCCUGUUCGACCUUCCCGACCUGCUCCUGGACCUGAGAUAUGAGGCCUCGGCGGGCCUCCCGUGCGCGUCGUCCUGGGUGGUCGACGAGGACAUCGUCGGCGCCGGCGUGUUCCGCCUCGAGGAGCCACUCCUGUGGGAGUACUGA
Messenger RNA from Triticum turgidum subsp. durum (durum wheat), 831 nucleotides. NCBI's taxonomy places the organism in Eukaryota, Viridiplantae, Streptophyta, Magnoliopsida, Poales, Poaceae. The record is from the annotation of a GenBank genome assembly.